CAGAUAUUUAUAUAAAUCUGCCACAUAUGCUGGUAAGUUGCGAAUUGGUUGUGGUUUUGUGUGCUGAAAAUGGGUGAAGAGCGCAGAGUAAAUCACCUGUGGAACUGUGCCAAGGAGCUGAGCGCAGAAACACACGCCGAACGAUUGCUUAAAUCGUACUACAUUAAUACGAGUCGCAAGGUUGCCCGCCACAACAUACAAUUGCCAGAAGAGAGUAUCGGACCGGCUCGCAUGUGUGUGCGCUGUGGCAGCCAAUGGAGCGAUGGCCAGUACAAGUUGCAUCUGCAACCGCAGCGCUUAGCCAGUAAUGCCAAACGGCGCAGGUUGAUUGCCCAGCUGGAGGCGGUCAAGGCCAAACAGCAACGCGGAGUGCUCAGCACCGGUGCCAGAAAACGAGCCAAAUGGCUAAAGAAGUGCAUGGCCAGCAAUGUGGCUGUGCAGUGCGACCUGUGCGAGCAUAAAACAAUGUUGCCGCUGGAAAAGCCAAAGAAGCGCGCCAAAGCUAAAACAAUGCAAGCAACAACAACAACAACAACAGUGAAGAACAAACAGCAUACAAAUAAAGAUAUCAAUGCGGGGCCAAAGCUAAAAAUGCCAAUACAGCAAAACCAAACAAAAGCGCCAAAAACAGCAACAACAUCAACAACAACCUCGCAAAGCAACAAACAAAAGAAGAAGAAGAAGCAGCAGCAAACGAAAGCAACGCCAACGCCCGUGCAAAAAGUGCAAUCGAAGACACAAAAACAAAACGCGCUGCUGCAGUUGGCAGCGCAGUUAAAAACGCACGCGUCACAAAACGCCAGUAAAACGCAGCAAAAUCGUUUGCAAGCGUUUCUUAAAUAAAACUUUUGAAUUAAGUACAAAAAUCUAUUUGAUUGAUUAACUAGAGCUAAUAAUUAGGUGUUACGUCAACCAAGUUAGUUAGCUAAAUAAAAAAAAAAUGACGCGUUUAAA
Drosophila hydei is the source of this 954-nucleotide messenger RNA. RefSeq lists its product as uncharacterized. The transcript has 4 exons. The record is from RefSeq and is a predicted model, not a curated record. Bases 70 to 843 code for a protein of 257 amino acids. NCBI's taxonomy places the organism in Eukaryota, Metazoa, Arthropoda, Insecta, Diptera, Drosophilidae.